UGAGCAUGUUCGCCGAUCCCGCCGUGUUCCACAAAAGAUCGUUCGGAACUUCCUAACUUUGUGACAACUUGUGAUUGUGAACAUAUUUUGAAUUGACACUGACUUGUAAAUAAGUUUUAGAAUAUAUUUAGAUUUAACAUCUAAUCGCAAAUAAACUGUGUGGGAAGGAUACACGAAUAAACUUGCGUAAUUUCACAAAAUGGACUAUAAAACAAGUGAUUGAACCCAAAACACGAACAAGAAAUGGUGUUCUUAUUAGUGAAAGUGAAAAGGACCUGACAAUAUGUGCAAAAACGUGAAGAACGUGUCAUGGGAGACGGAGACCUUGAUGGGUACUCCCCCCAAGUCCAAGUGGGGGAGCUUCGAGCCCAGGGCGGCUCUGUCCCACGUGGGCCUCUUCGUGGCUCUCAUGUUGUACACUGGCGGCGGAGGGUUGGUAUUCCGAGCUCUGGAGUAUCCAGCUGAAAUGGCCAAGCAAGAGUUUCAUAGAGAGCGACUUCUUACCGAGAGAUGGAACUUAAUACGUUUCGUGUCCGAACGCAGCAAUAAUGGCACGGAUAUUGAUAGCGCUGACAAAUUACUCAGCGAGCAUUUAGCUAUAUACGAGAGGGUGCUCGAGGAAGCGUCUUCGAGUGGAUUGGCCCUGGAAGUAGAGAACAAUUUUCCUCCGGUUGAAGAAAAAUGGAGCAUACUGCAAGCUGUGUUCUUUUCUUCGACUGUGCUCACCACUAUAGGAUAUGGUAACAUAGUUCCAGAGACUUUUUGGGGGAGAUUGUUUUGUAUCGCCUAUGCGCUUAUUGGAAUACCUCUUACAUUGACUGUCAUUGCGGACUUGGGUCGUGUGUUUGCUACACUUGUUUCAAUAAUCGCUAAGCAACUGCCUGCGAUGCCAAAGUGCUGUAGUAGAGUUUCUGAAGCUAAUCCUUCUGGGCAGAGAACACUAUAUGCCCUGGGAGCUGUAGGCUUCUUAUUCUUGUAUUUAUCAGCGGGUGCAGGCCUAUUUAAAAUGUGGGAAGAUGACUGGACUUUCUAUGACGGAUUUUAUUUUUGCUUCAUUACUAUGACCACAAUUGGAUUUGGAGAUAUCGUCCCUAAAAGACCAAAGUACAUGUUGAUAUGUACGGUUUACAUUUUAAUCGGUUUGGCACUGACUUCUACGAUUAUCGAGCUGGUGAGGCGGCAGUAUGCCAGGUCUUGGCAGCAACUUCGGGCGCUUUCCGGCCCGUUGGCAGACACGCUGCGAAGGUUAGGCGACGCCGGCAGAGGGGUGGAUGUCUCUGCACUGCACAGCGACCUUCGCAAAGUACUUACAGUGGUGACUAUGCCACGGCUAAGCAGCGCUGGUGGUAAUGCUCUCUCUGACAAAAGAAGACUGGAGUGGGAGGCUGCAGUGGACGCUGUCAUCAGAGACAUCACAGCCCCCAUCCCUACUCAGAAACCUCCAAUAGUUCAAAUUGUUAUUUACGAAUCAUCAGUUUAGACUAAAUGGAAAUUAGAAAGUAAAAAGCUGUCUGAAUAUUAUUAGACAUCAAUGACACAAGCUCAAUUGCCGACACAUUACUAAUGUAAUGCUUUCAUUAUUGCCACUGCUGACGCCAUAAUUUCCAUUUAUAAUACGAGGCUUGAUCACGGCCGCUCUCGUUCCGCGUGAUAUUUAGACAUUACGCGUCAAAGUUCAAGGCUAGUUACCCUUGUUCGUCGAAUUAAAGCACCCAAUACAUAAUCGCUAAAAUGCCGCCUCGUUAUGAUUAUUGUUAGGGCAGCUCUAAUGAGAAAACUCUCAAGCAUGUGGGUUUGUUUGCGUGCCAACAUCACAAAAAGAAGUGUCUAUGUGUUUAUACUCAUUGGAAUUUUUGUUUUGACGUUUUUUGUAAAGACGUUAUGACUGGCUGCUUUAUUGUCUAGACAAGUGUGAUGAAUAUAUUUAUUUUAUAGGUUACUCUCGGUAAUGGUUGAGCGAAUGGAUUGUAUCAUUAACUAAGCCAUUUUACAAUUUAUUUUGAAUUCGCAACGUCUUUGAAUGUGUCUGUCUCGCAGAUAUAAAUGAUGCGUCUGGUUGCACUGUCGUGUGUCGUGUCGGAAGUGUAGCGAUCGUUACCGUGAUAGAUUACACCUACAGACAAUAAAGCUUGUAUAAACAAAUGUUACUUGUAAAUUAAACGACAGGAUAGUUUCGAGUAAAGUUGUGGUUUGUCUAUUUCGAUUUUCAUAGGGUUAUGAAAUAUCUGGGUUGUAAUUUAUAGUUUAAUCAGAAGAUGAGUUACUUGGAGCAUAAUAUUGGACUAAUUUUGAAUAAUAAUUGAACUAAUUUGAAUAAGGUUUCAUGAAUUCGUAGUUGCAAAAAGAAAUAUGAUUUGAUGAUGAAGCAUCAGUUUGAAACUGGACAUUGUAAAUAUAUUGAUACAGGUUUCUCAAGUGGUGAUCCAUUGUAGACAGACUAUUAUAUACCUAAUUAUAUUUUUAAAUAGUUAUUAAUUUAGUUUUAC
Molecule: messenger RNA, 2486 nt
Organism: Spodoptera litura
Lineage: Eukaryota; Metazoa; Arthropoda; Insecta; Lepidoptera; Noctuidae
Source: RefSeq, a predicted model, not a curated record